Platichthys flesus (European flounder) is the source of this 5100-nucleotide messenger RNA. RefSeq names its product TEF transcription factor, PAR bZIP family member b (gene tefb). Gene Ontology annotation, molecular function: DNA-binding transcription factor activity, RNA polymerase II-specific; RNA polymerase II cis-regulatory region sequence-specific DNA binding. The coding region runs from base 592 to 1785 and encodes 397 amino acids. Gene Ontology annotation, biological process: regulation of transcription by RNA polymerase II. The record is from RefSeq and is a predicted model, not a curated record. Lineage: Eukaryota; Metazoa; Chordata; Actinopteri; Pleuronectiformes; Pleuronectidae. Gene Ontology annotation, cellular component: nucleus. The transcript is spliced from 4 exons.
AGAGAGAGAGAGAGAGAGAGAGAGAGAGAGAGAGAGAGAGAGAGAGAGAGAGAGAGAGAGAGAGAGAGAGAGAGAGAGAGACUGUGUGUGUGUGUGUGAAUGUUUGUGUGUCCUUUGCAAUAUUUGGGCUGCAUGUGUUCUUAUUGUGCGCGUGCACGAACAGACCGUGUUCCUCCGUGUGCGCGUGCACAGUUUGAACAGUCGCUGAAGUACAACUACACAAAUAAACCGCCGCGUGCACGUACACUCGCGUAGCCGCCGAAAUACAUAUUCCAGUGCCCCCUAAACCGACAGCCAAUCAGCGUGCACUAUCCUACGAGUGGGCGGGGCGUGUGUCUCAUGAAUAUCCAGCAGGAGCGCGCGGUGUGCGCGUAGAUCCGCGGGGUCGAGAGUAGUGUUGUGUUGUGUUCUGUUGUGUGUUCGCGCCUGAGAAGCGGUGAGUUUCACACACGGGCCCUGGACGGAGAGACAGCGUGAAGUUCCCCCGGUGCAGGAGACAGCAGCUCCCGGUAAAGCUCUUUUGGAUCACCGCCCCCCCCACCCACCCACCCAUCCACCCCCCGGUGCGCGCACGGAGCUCAGCCGCGGACAAUGCCUGGCAAGGCUGCGGUGGCAGUGGCGCCUCAGCCCCGUGCCAACGUCGUGCGGGUGGCACCGCAGAAGUCGUUUCCGUUUGUUUUGAAGAAGAUCAUGGACAUCCCCCCCCCGAACAUCCUGGAGGAGGGGGACGACGAAAUAGAGAAGGAGAAGCUCUGCUCAACUGAGGAAGUGGAAGGAGACGGGGCAGAGUCAGCCAGUGCUGGUGGAGGUUCUCGAGGAGGAGGAGCUGGUGGCGGCGGUGGCGGAGGAGGAGGAGGAGGCGUGUCAGCCUCCCUGACCCCUGCCAUUUGGGAUAAGACCAUUCCCUAUGAUGGGGAGACAUUCCACCUGGAGUACAUGGACCUGGACGAGUUCCUCCUGGAGAACGGCAUCCCCGUCAGCCUGGAGAACGGCCUGCAGAAGACGCUGACCUCCGUGGAGGGCAAAGGCAAAUCCAGCGCCAAGGUGGCUGCUCCUGCUGCCACUGUUGUUGCUGCUACUCCUCCUCCUGCUGCUCCUCCUGCUGCUGCUGCUGCUUCUGCAGCUCCUGCUGCUGCUUCAGCCUCAGCAUCCUCCCCCUCUGCCUCCAGAGCCACCUCCACUGUCACCUCAGAACCAGAGGAAACGGUGACGAUCACCACUUUACAACCAGCUAAACUAGAGGAAGAGGAGGAGGAGGAAGAAGAAGAGGAGGAAGAGGAGGAAGAGGAGGAGGAAGAAGAAGAUGAGGAAGGACAAGAAGAGGAAUCUCAGUUUGAGGAGGCAGAAGAGAAGGAGAAGAAACCAGAGCGCAGCACGCCCUCCCCCAUUGACCCAGAUGCACUUGAGGUGGACAUCAACUUCCAGCCGGACCCCACAGACCUGGUCCUGUCCAGCGUUCCGGGAGGAGAACUGUUCAACCCUCGCAAACACAAGUUCUCAGACCAGGAGCUGAAGCCGCAGCCGAUGAUCAAGAAGGCCAAGAAGGUGUUUGUUCCUGAUGAACACAAGGAUGAUAGGUACUGGUCCAGGAGAAAGAAGAACAACCUGGCGGCGAAGCGCUCCCGUGACGCGCGGCGGCUGAAGGAGAACCAGAUCACGGUGCGCGCCUCCUUCCUGGAGCGGGAGAACGCGGCGCUGAGGCAGCAGGUGGCCGAGAUGCGGAAGGACUGCGGCCGCUGCAAGAACAUCCUGGCCCGGUACGAGGCGAAGUACGGCCCGCUGUAGACCGGUCCCAACAGAACCCGUGAGGUGUCACUGAGACAAGAGCAGAAGUCCCUUCCCCGCAAAAUUCAACACAGACACAAAUACCAAGGCAAUCUCAAUUUGCACUUUUGUCUUUGCUGGCCACCAGUCACUGUGUUCUGUGCUCCAGUUGUUGAUUUCAACCUGAUGCUGGUGUUUUGGAUACACACUGGCAGGCAGUGAGGCAUGAUGGGAGCGGUGGUCACAGGACGGCCUGUGGAGAGCGCCUGGCUCCUUCACUCGGUGUGUGAUUGUGGAAACUCCCGAAGGUCACACACACACACACACACAGAGGUCGAGGUCUAUUCAGAGAAGUUGGGGAAUAAGAGAAAGAGCAGGCUGGUACAAAAGAGUCACACGUUUUUUUGGGAAAAACGUCCGACACACACACACUUCCGUUUCCCUCACUACACAGCAGCUCUACUUAGAGGACCAAAGCAUGAGUAGCGUCAGUCAGAAGUCGUGUAUUUAGAAAAGGGGCACGCGAUCCCUCACGUUUCCUUGUGUUGCACUUACGUUUGUGUCUGUGCUUCCUUUAAAAUGCUCCAGCUGAGGCUCAGAGGAGAGGGACACAUGAAAACAUGCAUUCAGGAGCAGGAGGUGGAAGAGAGGGAGAGAGACGAGUCAAAGAGCUCAGGUCAGCAGAGAAGGAGAGGAGGAGGAGGAGGAGGAGGUGGCGAGAUUCAUUCCCUCUUGUAAUCCACAUCUGCACACACACACACAUAAAGCCGUUUAACAAAGAACUUUGUAUAUAUGUUCAUCUACCAGCGCCACAUACAAACGUGUGUGAAUCAGUGUGUAAUCCAUUUUUGCACCUUUUCUUAAACGGCAGUUGUGUAAAGGUUUCUCGUGGCUGCAGGUCUUUGACCUUAUUCACCACAGUGGGAGACUUGGUAGCUCAAAAAACAAAAACAUGCAUGACCUUCAGUUUAAAGCUACUGUUUCCUUUUCUACUGACCUCAGAUCAGCUUCCAGAGCCUCACACUAUAUUUUACUACAGAAGACAGAUCUGGGGUGACGGUGGUUUUACGAGGGUAGUGAAGGAGAGUCUGGGUUUUUUGCGGUAGUUUCCGGUUUUGCGCACAAAGGCGAACGAUUGAUCUCCAGGUUCCUCACCGCUGGAGGGGUACAGUCAUAUAUAGGGAUGUUUAUUAUACUGCACACUGCAAGUAGAGGGCGCUAGAGCCACUGCCUCUGACGGCUGGAUGGAUUUAAAAAAACAAACAUUUAGCCAGUUCCAAGGUGGACUGCUUCUAAAUCUUGUAAUUAAACGAUUGUCUCACGGUCUUUAUUUCCUACGACAGGAAUCCAGACUGUGUCUUUAUUAACCCAAUACUAUUCCUUAUAUCUGCCAAAUAGUCAAUGAGUGCUGUAUUUAUUCUGAUGGUAAUAAUGCAUCUGUUGAUUGUGAUGUACAGUCAGAUUAUUCCAUUUCCUUUUGAGAGUCUAUACCUACAUUGAUGAAACCAAUGACGAAGCAGGGAUUUAAAUGGGUAAACUGUGCUUUUGGAUAUUUAUUUUGAAAAACAGAUUUAUAUCGUUACAAAGGUUUUUACGUACAGUGAGUGUCUGAACAGCAAAAGGACCAGACACACUCUUAUUUACCUCAUCCAACACCUCUUUAUUUAGAAUGGGUACAGGUUGAGCAGGGCUGCAGGGAGGAGGAAGUAGAGAGCACAUACAAAGCAGCUCAGCUCCUAUUUGGCAAAACCUCGAAAUCCCACUUCAAGGUUGUUUUUUGGCCAAAGUGGUUGAGUUUGUGUUUGGAUCAGCAAAUACAUCACAGACUGUUACGGGACUUUAUAUCUCAAGUUACUUGGACUGAUGCAGUUGUUGUGGUCGGUCGGCUCGUGCUCGUAACCGCCAUAAACUUGUGAAGGAAAAUAAAAAUGGCAAUAAUACUCUUGUUAUGUAAUGCUCGUUUAAUAUCAGUGAUGAUGUGUGUAGACGUUGCUAUGAUGUACUAAAUAAAAAUGCCCCUACGUCCUUCGUGCUUCCAGUUUAGAUCCUCUGUAGUCCAGGAUCCUAAUGCAUGAAACCCAGUAAACUUGUGUUUUUUUUAUUCUUGACUAUUAUACACCAAGUGUACUUACGUCUGUAAACCAUCACUGAAAACUGGGAGUGUUUUUGGAUGGUCGGGCUGAUGGCCUGUUGUACAGUUCUGUCAGAAGUGAACAUCUCCGCUCCGAUGUUGUGUGUUUGUAGCUCGUGUGCCAGCGUGUGCAGCCAGCGCUCGACCUCCAGGGGAACACGAGCUGGAAUCAGCUUCUUUCGAUCACUGUGUGGAUUGUUUAGCUCUCGACUUCGGAUCGAUCUAGAUCUAGAUACACUGGAUCAGUUGGUGCUUCUGCGUCUUAAGAAGUAGUUCCUGUGUUUCAGUUUCCAGACGGUGUAGAACUAACUGAUGCCUGUCAUUUAUUUACAAACUGGACAUCGACUGCAUUGUCCCGUUUCCACACCAGUAGAGUUAAUGGAUGCAAAACUUUGAGAUUGAAAUGUUCUGCAUCAGGCCGACUGAGGGAACUGGCCAAUGGAGCCUUUUUAGGAGGCAAUAAAUCCAGAUCUUUUAUGGUACAGCAUUCAGUGUUUAGCAAUUUUACUGAUGCAAAGUUCCUCAUGAAACUGGCUUGUAAUCGCUGCUCGUUAGGGUUCAGUGGGUCGCAGGUUCGGCUGCAAACAUGCCAGCCUGCGGUGAUAACUGGGAAUACCGAGAGCAGUGGUUUAGACCUGCAGAUGUAGACGUGUCUCCACCUUCAGACGAUGUUACAGAGUUUUAAUCCUUUAAACAGCAGCUUUGUUUCAGGUGUUUUAUUCCAUCUGUUAAAAAAGAUCAAGUAUCAGUCACACUCCAGAGUUAUAAUAAAUGUCUUUCUAUCAAAAUCUGAAUAAAAACAAUUCAGCAUCGCACAUUAAAAAAACGUGAAAAAAAAACUGCCAAAAGAUAGUGCUGUUCUUUUCUUUGCCUCUAGCUGGCGCUAGCACUGGCACAUCUGAAGGUCUGAAACUGUUGGAAUUGGCUUCAGGUGCUUUUCGCAUCACUGACACUUUUCUUCUAUACUUGCUAGUCAAGGUAGCUACAAUAAAAAACAAAGGAAAAUAUUUAAACGUCUCUUGAAAACGUUUUUUAAAGUUUUGUUAUGUGAUAUUUUGCUUUAUUUUCCUCUUUUUAUAUAAAGAUGUGUUUUUGUUGGGUGUUUUUGUAUCGUGCUAACCUUGUAUAGGAUACAUGCGGCUGCAGUGCCAUGUCCUGACUGUAUCUUGUACCAUGAAUAUGAAAUAAAUUGGUAUUUAAUGACA